Molecule: messenger RNA, 1658 nt
Organism: Impatiens glandulifera
Lineage: Eukaryota; Viridiplantae; Streptophyta; Magnoliopsida; Ericales; Balsaminaceae
Product: AP2-like ethylene-responsive transcription factor TOE3
Exons: 11
Coding region: 235-1491 (418 amino acids)
Biological process (GO): regulation of DNA-templated transcription
Molecular function (GO): DNA binding; DNA-binding transcription factor activity
Source: RefSeq, a predicted model, not a curated record
AACCAACCAUUUUCUCUCACUAAACGACGUUUCUAUGUCUUUUCACCAUGGAUCCUGACAAACAGCAGUUAUCUUCACUUCCUUGACUCUCUCAUGUCAAUCCUCUCAGCUUCUUCCACACUGGCCUCUUUGUUUUCCUCUUCAACCUCAGGCAGGCCAGCAAAGCUUCACUAAGACCAACUUUCAAUCUCCAAUCAAUGCCGCCUUGAACAAGAUUGCUUGAAAAACAAAAUAAUGAUGCUGGAUCUCAAUAUUGAUUUACUCUCGUCCCAUUCUAACUAUUUCGAAGAAGACUCCAUUUCUAAUCUUCUCAUCCCUUCUAAUUGCUAUCCUUUCGAUAUCCUCAGAAAAGGAAAAACUAGCUUCUGCGACCUGAUCGCUGUCGACGACCAAUGCAACCACGAAUCGCCCCCUUCGUUGUUCACGAUGCAGCUUUUACCUGUCCCUGGAUAUGGAACAACAAUUAGCGAUUCCCACCAGACUACUGACUCAUCAUCUUUUUCCGCUAAAAAUUCGACCUUGAGAGCGCAAUGGUUGAAUCUCUCGUUACCUGAAACAACAGCAGUUGGGGAUCAUCUGGGAGCUUUACAGCAGCAGCAGCAGCAGCCACAGCCACAGCCGCAAAAACAGAAGAGCCGCCGAGGUCCGAAGUCUCGGAGUUCUCAGUACAGAGGGGUCACCUUUUAUCGUCGAACUGGACGAUGGGAAUCACAUAUCUGGGAUUGCGGGAAGCAAGUCUAUCUGGGUGGAUUUGACACUGAUCAAGCUGCAGCCAGAGCUUACGACAGGGCUGCAAUUAAGUUUAGAGGAGUUGAUGCUGAUAUCAACUUCAAUGUUAGCGACUAUGAAGACAACAUGAAACAGAUGAGAAACAUGACCAAAGAAGAAUUUGUUCAUUCAUUGCGUCGUCAAAGCACUGUAUUUUCGAGGGGUAGUUCUAAGUACAGAGGUGUAACCUUGCAAAAAUGUGGCCGAUGGGAAGCUAGAAUGGGACAGUUCUUUGGUAAAAAGUAUAUAUAUCUUGGGUUGUUCGACUCUGAAAUGGAGGCUGCAAGGGCUUAUGAUAAAGCAGCAAUCAAGAGCAAUGGUAUAGAAGCUGUGACAAAUUUUAAGCCCAGCACAUAUGCAGAGAUAAUGUCAGAUACUGACCAGAAUCUUGAUCUGAAGCUUUGUGUGUCUCCUCCCCCUUCUGAUGCUCUGACAAGUAGCAAUGGAAAAAGAGUCAAGCUUGAGAAUUUUGGCUAUGGACCUGUUUUUGGACUAGACAUGCAUGUUACACAACCAGCAUUCAAGAACCCCUCAACAUGGUCUAGCAUUGUUCCACAAACUCCUCAGGAAACAACAAUGUCAAAUUUGACAUGGAAGAUGCAGAGCCAUGGGGCUAUAAGACCGAUGGCUCUGUUCCCUUCUACUAGUGCUGCAGCAUCAUCAGGAUUCUCUUCUUUUACUGUGCCUGUCUUAUCAGACACGGGUCUUCUUCCUCAAGACUAAAACAGACUUGACGGUGAGAAAUGGUCUCUCUUUGUAAUGGUUUUCGCCAACAUUUCUAAUAUCUAGAUUUGUAAGAAUUAACUUGGUUGUGUGAACUUAACUGAUUCUGUCCAACUGCUGCUUUAUAUAUAGUUUGAACUUGAUCAAUAUUUACUCUUAUUAUUACA